Messenger RNA from Malaya genurostris, 3720 nucleotides. RefSeq lists its product as uncharacterized. The coding region runs from base 147 to 2834 and encodes 895 amino acids. Gene Ontology annotation, biological process: protein dephosphorylation. Gene Ontology annotation, molecular function: mitogen-activated protein kinase binding; protein serine/threonine phosphatase activity; cation binding. The record is from RefSeq and is a predicted model, not a curated record. NCBI's taxonomy places the organism in Eukaryota, Metazoa, Arthropoda, Insecta, Diptera, Culicidae. Gene Ontology annotation, cellular component: cytosol; nucleus. The transcript has 3 exons.
GCAACCUAUUCUCUGGUUCGUUGUCAUACGAGUCAGGGUAGAGUACACAAGUCAUCACGAAAGUUUCGUAAGCUUGAUGUUUUACGAAUUGAGGUUGAUUUUUAGUAGUUUCAUGUGUUUAUAAAGAAAAGUAUCCUAUAUGUGUCAUGUCGAUCGGUAUUAAUUUACGUGUAACUGGUCACACUUCGAUUGGUGGCAGAAAGUAUCAGGAAGAUUUUUUCUCCGUCGCAUAUCAGCAGGCAGAAAAUGACCAGAGCUUGGAGUACGCCUUUUUUGGGAUUUACGAUGGUCACGGUGGAGCGGAAGCGUCUCUUUACGCAAAAGAACAUUUAAUGAAUACAAUAGUCAGUCAGAAGCUAUUCUGGUCUGAAAACGAUGACGAUGUAUUGAAAGCUAUCCGGGAAGGUUACAUACAGACUCAUUAUUCAAUGUGGCGUGAACAAGAUAAAUGGCCGAAAACAUCUUCUGGUUUACCUAGUACAGCGGGCACAACUGCAAGUAUUGCAUUCAUACGCCGCGGAAAAAUCUAUAUUGGGCAUGUUGGUGAUUCUGGAAUUGUGCUUGGAUAUCAAAAAGAGGAAGAAGAGCUCACAGGUCAACAGAUUGUCAAAUGGGCUGUGACACCGUUAACUGAAGAUCAUAAACCUGAAGCAUAUGCUGAAAAAAUGAGAAUAAUGAGUUGUGGGGGCAAAGUUGUUACAAAAUCCGGUGUUCCAAGGGUGGUAUGGAAUCGACCUAGAAUAGGUCAUAAAGGACCUGUUCGUAGAAGUACUCCCAUAGACGAAAUACCAUUUUUGGCAGUAGCACGAAGCUUGGGAGAUUUAUGGAGCUAUAACUCAGCGGUCAAUGAUUUUGUAGUUAGCCCAAAUCCCGACGUUUCUGUAAUUGAAAUAGAUCCAAAGAAAUAUAAAUGUUUAAUAUUUGGAACCGACGGUUUGUGGAAUGUUUUGUCACCAAAGCAUGCUGUAGAAAUUGUACAUGCUGCCGAAAUGGAUAACAUUCGCAUCACUUUAGAAGGUGGUUGUAAUUGGAAAAAUCCUAGCAAAUUAUUGGUUAACGAAGCACUAGAACGCUGGAGUAGGAGUAAUAUGAAGGCUGACAAUACAUCUGUGGUAAUUAUUAUGUUGGAUCCCCCUGGGCCUCCGCUCCGUGAUGUUUUACGAUCAAUGAAAACUCAUUUACCACAGAUUAACUAUGAAACUAGUUACGCUCAACCACUGGAUCACACGAAAAUUACUUUAUAUGAUCAUACCACUCGCGAAUCCAUAGAUUUAUCCCAAGUUACUUGCCAAGAAACAUUAUCAGAGAAUGAACAGAACCAACAAUAUCUGGAAUCCACAGCAUCAACAUCGUAUCAAGAUACAUACACGAACAGUUUCGCUGAAUCUUACAAAACGUUUCUGGGCACAGGAAAGAAUGAUCAUGCGUGCACAAAUUACACAACUACGCAGCAGUAUACAUUAAACCAUCAUCUCCAUCAUCAGAAUCAGAAUCAACACGUUCAUGUAACGCAACAACAAACUUCCUGUUCUCCUGUCGUUACCCGAGAGCGCAACUCACAAGAUUUAGAAGACACUUACUCGCUUACCAACUUGCAAACGAAAUCCGAAAGAAUACAUUCUGAAAUGAUGGAAGCAUCUACCUCACUACCAUCGGAUUCAUUGCGUCAAUCGCACCUGGAAUGCACGGGGAACGUUGCUAUUAUAGAAAAUUUUCAUGAUUAUCCAUUGCCGCAUAUGCCUUCUCAUCAACUUUAUGAUAUUCAUUACCAAGAGAGUCCUUUCCAGCAAGAAGAGCACCACGAGCAGCCGACGUAUCAAAUGGAACGGUUCGAUUACCGUCAUCCACAACAGCAAGAUCAAGUGGGUUGUAGCUAUACAACUCAGCAAUACACAGCACACGAUUUGUCGGAGCACAGUUAUCAACGAGACGCGCUCGAUUAUCUAUAUCCAGUCACCGAUGAACACAUUUGUAAUACAGCAGAGAAAAUAUUAGAAUGCGAGUUGCCAAGCUGUUCUUUGGAAUCUAGACUCGCCAGUAACGAGUUUGAACAAACAAGUAAUAUUCUUCGUGUAAGAGUAGAUCGUCAAUCCAAUACUUCCUGUCGAGAUGAAGAAGGUAUUCAGAUUAAUGAGAUAUCAUCGUCUAGUUUGGCUGCCCUGACGCAAGAUUGCAUCAAUUUUUCCGACAGUGACAGUUGUGCUAGCGGUGACGAAACUAAGGCAUCAUCAUCGACAUAUUCUGGGGUAAAGAAAAAUUCAACAACUCGCAAUUCAUUACAUAACGGAAAAGAUAAAAACCGAAUGAAGAAUGCGUUGAAGCAUAUUGUUAAAAUUGUGUAUGAAACUAGAAGCAGUCAUAGAACACGCUGCGCGAGACGGCAACAAGAAAAUCGUAACACAAAUACUAGGAAAAGUAUACCGGGUAAAUUUGGCAAUAUUCUUUCUAAAACCAGUGGCUCGGUCAGUUUGCUUACUUUGAAAAAAACAAAACAAACUGUCGGAUUCAAUAAACCCAAUGAUAACAGUAGGACAGUUAUUUCUCAAACCAAUAACAACAAAAACCUGAGUUUAAAAGGAAUUAAAAAUAAUGGUAGCAAAAUACCAGUUGAAAAGCGAGUACUGCGAUCUACUGAUCUCGUCAAAUCUACGGAAAGGACACUAGUAAAGAGGUCAUUGCGGAAAGCUGAUUGUAUUACAAUACUAAGUACUUCGACACACAAGGUGGGAACAAAAUCGAAGCUUAUUGCAACGGAAGUGACGCGGAAGCUGCCCAUGCGGAAAGUGUUGUUGCGGAAGGUUACACUAAGUGCUAAAAGAACAAAACGUCGAUAACAACAUUUGUAGCACGCUGGUAAGUGGUAACGAGGCGACGUGGCGACGAGAAUGGGCUGUGAAACCGUCUCUAAUUACUUUAUCAUCAUUAUUACACAUAUGUCACAGGCGAAAUUUCGUAUUCAGUAUCUUACCAUCAGUCUAUAAUUUGGAAUAAUUGUACAUAAUUUUAUAUCGGCAGUUAAUUAUGAUUAACAGUUUGAUCAUACUUUUACAAAUCUACUGUGUAUGCUAAAUAGUGAAACAAUAUUGUGUCUAAAUUUUUUUUACCGAAUCUAUAAUAUGUAUUUUUAGAGAAUUUUGAAGUUUUGUUCAACGCGCAUGGUCGAUUUAUUUUUUGUUUCUGGUAUCGAUAAAGCUUUGCUUGAAACGCGAAUAUACAAAGUUUGAGGCAUUUCCAGUAUGUUAUUUCGAAACAACGCACCUAAAGGUUAAUGUGUGGCUGAACUUUUGUAUGGUUAUUUUCAUCGUAUGUGCACGUCAAUAGAUAAAUUAUUUGUGAAAAGUGCCUAUAUUGGUGAUGAAGUGUAUAUACUGAAUAUAUGAAUUAAAAUCCUGUGCAAAAAUAGAUACACAACUAGAUUAUGUUAAAAUUAUUUAGUAUUUUAUGUAUUCACUAAGUAGUUUAAUUGUAGAUCUGUGUAUUUUUUAGAAAUGAAAUGCGAGCAUAAAAAAAAUAAAAGUGGUAAAUGUGUGUUGAUAACUAAUUUGUUUCGAAAAAAAUGAGCUACGUGCAAGUGUCGCAUAGAUUCUACCGCUUGAGAAACAACAUAAUGACACUAAGGCGGAAGAAUAUUUAAGUUGAAACGCGAAAUUAGUUUCAUCAAUAUAAUAGGAAAUGUAAUUUAUAUUUUUAGAGAAAAUAAACACAUAUUUGAAUAACGAA